Talaromyces amestolkiae is the source of this 807-nucleotide messenger RNA. RefSeq lists its product as uncharacterized. The record is from RefSeq and is a predicted model, not a curated record. The transcript has 3 exons. Bases 1 to 807 code for a protein of 268 amino acids. NCBI's taxonomy places the organism in Eukaryota, Fungi, Ascomycota, Eurotiomycetes, Eurotiales, Trichocomaceae. Gene Ontology annotation, molecular function: oxidoreductase activity, acting on the CH-OH group of donors, NAD or NADP as acceptor.
AUGUCAAUUCCAUCCCUCUUCUCGCUCGAAAACCGCACUGCUCUGGUGACAGGCGGCACUCGCGGUAUCGGUGCCCAGAUGGCCAUUGCUGUGGCCGAAGCUGGUGCCGAUGUCAUACUCGUCCAGAGAGACACGUCAAAUCAACAAACAAAACAAACAAUCGAAUCAUUAGGCCGCAAAGCAUUCAUCUACACAGCUGACCUGUCCUCUCGCGAGGAUGUCUCGGGGCUGACCAAAAGGGUUCUCGCGGAUGGACAUGAUGUUUCGAUUCUGAUUACUUGUGCCGGGAUUCAAAGGAGACAUCCUGCCGAAAAGUUUCCGGAUAGCGAUUGGGAUGAGGUCCUACAAGUCAACCUCACAACAGUCUUCACUCUAUGCCGCGACAUAGGCGCUUACAUGCUCACCCGUCCACCUUUCCCAGGCACAGAAUCCACCUCCCCCAACGGUGGCUACAGAGGCAGUAUCAUCAACGUCGCCUCUUUAGUGUCUUUCCAAGGCGGCAUCACCGUGCCGGCCUACGCCAGCGCCAAAGGCGGAAUUGCGCAACUCACAAAAGCACUAUCGAAUGAGUGGGCUAGUAAAGGUGUGAAUGUAAAUGCGAUUGCGCCGGGCUAUGUGGCUACGGAUAUGAAUGAGGCGCUUAUAAACAAUCCAACGAGAGCGGAGCAGAUUCUGGUCAGGAUUCCGGCGGGUAGAUGGGGUAGUGCGGAAGAUUUCAAAGGGCCGACGGUGUUUUUGGCGGGGAGAGCGAGUUUGUAUGUUUCGGGGGAGAUAUUAACUGUUGAUGGGGGGUGGAUGGGCCGGUAA